This is a messenger RNA of Pistacia vera, 1972 nucleotides long. Its product is annotated as DELLA protein SLR1-like. Gene Ontology annotation, molecular function: sequence-specific DNA binding; DNA-binding transcription factor activity. The transcript has a single exon. Gene Ontology annotation, biological process: regulation of DNA-templated transcription. NCBI's taxonomy places the organism in Eukaryota, Viridiplantae, Streptophyta, Magnoliopsida, Sapindales, Anacardiaceae. The record is from RefSeq and is a predicted model, not a curated record. Gene Ontology annotation, cellular component: nucleus. Bases 220 to 1845 code for a protein of 541 amino acids.
GUCUCUACACAUCUGCUUCUGCUUUCCUGUUAACUGUAUUCUCUCUUUUUCAAAAACUCAUCUUCUCCUCUCUUUCACUUAUCACUUUCCACUCCCACUCUCUCAGGCAGGCGGCGCCAUCAAAUGAUUAAUAUAACCGAUACAUUAAACCCUUUUCAUAUCCAAAUCUGAUCAACAUCUUCCCAAUCUAUCACCAAUAUUUUAUUUUCUAAAUAAUAAAUGGUUACUUACGACCCUGCUGCUUCCAGUGGAAGCAGCAAUGGAACCUCUUCCUCUUCAGCUAACAAACCAUCCGCCGACAUCGAUGGGUUACUCGCUGGAGCCGGUUACAAGGUACGAUCUUCCGAGCUCCGUCAGGUGGCUCAGCGUCUUGAACGACUUGAAAACGUUAUGGUUAACUCUCCCGCUGAGAUUUCUCUACUCGCCUCCGAUACCGUCCAUUACAAUCCCUCUGAUCUUGCCUCCUGGGUUGACUCUCUUUUGUCCGAAUUUAACCAGCCUGUCCCUGUACCAACCAAUCUACCCGACUUUCCCGAUCUAAUGGCUGGUCCCGGUCCAGGCCCCCCACCAAAUCAGACGGUAGUGAAUAAUUACUUGGCCGACAAUAUAAUUCCAUCUCAACUACCUGAGCAGAAUAUACCUGCGCAACAGCCGCAGUUGAUGGUGGUUACGGCCAUGGAAGAAGAUUCCGGAAUAAGACUGGUCCACAUGUUAUUGACUUGCGCCGAAUCAGUACAACGUGGAGAGCUGGCAUUAGCUGGUUCGCUCAUCGAAGAUAUGAAAAGCUUGCUCACUCAUGUUAAUACCGGUUGCGGUAUCGGAAAAGUGGCUGGGUACUUCAUCGACGCAUUGAGCCGCCGGAUUGUCGGAGUCGGUGGCGCCGUCUGCGGCUCCGCCUACGAAAAUGAGUUUUUAUAUCAUCACUUCUACGAGGCCUGUCCUUACUUAAAAUUCGCUCACUUCACAGCUAAUCAGGCGAUUUUAGAAGCUUUCGACGGUCACGACUGUGUCCACGUGGUUGAUUUUAAUUUGAUGCAUGGUUUGCAAUGGCCAGCGUUGAUUCAGGCAUUGGCUUUGCGUCCAGGUGGGCCUCCCUUGUUGCGGUUAACGGGCAUUGGCCCACCGUCGCCGGAUGGGCGUGACUCUCUCCGCGAAAUCGGGUUGCGGCUGGCGGAGUUGGCCCGGUCCGUGAAUAUCAGGUUCGCUUUUCGUGGCGUAGCGGCUUCGCGCCUGGAGGAUGUAAAGCCGUGGAUGCUCCAGGUUAGCCCAAAGGAAGCCUUGGCGGUCAAUUCAAUCAUGCAGCUGCAUAAACUACUAGGGUCGGACCCUAGCCGAAAUUCACCGAUAGAAAUGGUACUGGGUUGGAUCCGAAACUUGAACCCGAAGAUCAUGACAGUAGUUGAGCAAGAAGCGAAUCAUAACCAAUCCGAAUUCUUGGACCGGUUUAGUAAGGCUUUGUAUUACUACUCAACGAUGUUCGACUCACUUGAGGCUUGUUCACUUCAGCCGGAGAAGGCUGUAGCCGAAAUUUAUAUACAGAGAGAGAUAUGUAACGUUGUGUGUUGCGAGGGAGCGGCUAGGGUGGAGAGGCACGAGCCGCUGGCAAAGUGGAGGACGCGGCUUCAAGGAGCCGGUUUUAGGCCAUUGCAUUUGGGUUCUAACGCGUUUAGGCAAGCCAGUAUGCUUCUCACACUUUUCUCGGCGGAGGGAUAUUGUGUUGAGGAAAACGAAGGGUGUUUGACACUGGGUUGGCACAGCCGCCCUCUCAUCGCCGCUUCGGCAUGGCAAGCCUUGCCCGAUCCCAUCAUCAAUCAUCACGCCAGUAACAGUAAUAACAUCAUGUAAAUUUUAAGUAAUGCUCUUGUUAGUUUCAAGGAGAUUUUACUUGGAGGAGGAAUUAUAUGUAGUUUGCACUGUUUUUAUUACUACCUCUUCAUGCAACUAUAAUACACACAACAAAUUCUUACUUUUA